AUGGGGCGCUUCUUAACCGUGCCUUCCGGCUACCUCAACUCACCAACACGUGUACACCAACAAACCCCGCCCACAACACACCUUUGCGACUCGACCUUCACCAUGGGCUUUGAGGUUGACAAGUGCAUGGAUCUACACAACCGCAUCGUCGCCCACGCUUGCUCGCACCUUCCACCCGACCGCCAACCUCAGAUUCAACGCAGCUGGUUCAGCGCGCACUCACUAGAUCCUUCCUCACCCGUUCCCUUGCCCCUAGAUAUCGAGGAAGAAUUCGACCAUGACCUCACAGCCUUCCUAUCAGGCAUCGACAUCGUCGUGCCCGAACAACAUCAACAUUUGGCCUUCAAUCCCUUGCUCGUCGGUGUCCCUUCGCCUAACCAUAUGAUCCCCGAUAUGUGGCUUGGCAUCAUCGAGGAACGCGAGGAUUACAUCCUGCUUUACACUGGACCUGGAUAUGAUGCAGGGGGUCUUUUGUACAGCCUAUCGACGCAGCAAGUGGGCUACAUGGCCUCCCCGUAUUCCGAACCUGAUGACCUCUAUUGGGACGAUCUUCAGAAUGCGCUGGAAAUUUACUGGGACUGCGUUGAGUCGGGGAAAUUCGUCAUCGAUGCAGAAUACCUGGGAGAUGAACUUACUACGCAGGGAUGGAGGCUACUCGAGUGGACUGGCCUUGAGCUGGAGGGCGCGCUGGAGGCGUGGCAUAGUUUGGUGGACGCGAUCAUUUAA
Messenger RNA from Alternaria incomplexa, 726 nucleotides. RefSeq lists its product as uncharacterized. The record is from RefSeq and is a predicted model, not a curated record. The transcript has a single exon. Lineage: Eukaryota; Fungi; Ascomycota; Dothideomycetes; Pleosporales; Pleosporaceae. Bases 1 to 726 code for a protein of 241 amino acids.